Molecule: messenger RNA, 2312 nt
Organism: Pyrgilauda ruficollis (rufous-necked snowfinch)
Lineage: Eukaryota; Metazoa; Chordata; Aves; Passeriformes; Passeridae
Gene: MTAP
Product: methylthioadenosine phosphorylase
Exons: 8
Coding region: 581-1435 (284 amino acids)
Biological process (GO): nucleoside metabolic process
Cellular component (GO): cytosol
Molecular function (GO): S-methyl-5-thioadenosine phosphorylase activity
Source: RefSeq, a predicted model, not a curated record
GGGGGGGGGGAUUGCGAAGUCAAAUAAACCGCUGUUUCCAGGAAUACGGGAAAGGUGGUCCGAUUGAAAUACAGACCCUCUGACAAUUACGUUUUCAGAGAGACCGAGCCAGGGCUUGGCAACCUGAGCACAGCUGCACCUUUAAGUACACGAACUAUUUCCAUCACACUCCCCACAGCACCACUCCGGCUCCACGCAGCGGAGGCUCCCAGAGUCGCCGCGGAGGGUGCAGGUCGGAAGGACUGAGGAGCCAGCAAGCCGGGGUUGCGGCGUCAGGCCCGGCACGGCGCCCACUGCCCUCACGGCCCGGCAGGACUCCCACUGCCCUCACGGCCCGGCAGGACACCCGCCCACUGCCCUCACGGCCCGGCAGGACGCCCGCCCACUGCCCUCACGGCCCGGCAGGACACCCACCCACUGCCCUCACGGCCCGGCGCUCCCGAGCCGGCGGCGCUCCCCGCCCGCUCCCCGCGCCGCUCGGGGCCGCAGCGCGGGCGGGUGCUUCCCCCUGGCGGCGGGGAGCGCCCUCGCCCGGCGGGCUGAGCGCGGCCCCGCGGCACCGCCCCGCCCUCCCGCCAGCAUGGCCGCCGCCGCUGCCGCCUCGCUGCCUGUGAAGAUUGGAAUUAUUGGUGGAACUGGCCUGGAUGAUCCGGAUAUCUUAGAAGGAAGAACAGAAAAAUAUGUUGACACUCCUUAUGGCAAGCCGUCGGAUGCUCUGAUUUUGGGAAAGAUCAAAAAUGUGGACUGUGUGCUCUUGGCAAGACAUGGAAGGCAUCAUACAAUUAUGCCAUCGAACGUCAAUUACCGUGCUAAUAUCUGGGCAUUAAAGGAAGAAAAUUGUUCCCAUGUAUUAGUGACUACUGCCUGUGGCUCGUUACGAGAGGAAAUACAACCUGGUGAUCUUGUCAUAAUUGACCAGUUCAUAGACAGGACAACUAAAAGACAUUGUACUUUAUAUGAUGGACAGCAUUCCACUCUCUCAGGAGUAUGUCAUAUUCCAAUGGCUGAGCCUUUCUGCACCAAAACCAGAGAGGUUCUUAUUGAGACUGCCAAGAAGCUGGGCCUCCAGUGCCACUCCAAGGGGACAAUGAUCACAAUUGAAGGCCCACGUUUCAGCUCUCGUGCAGAAAGCUGUGUGUUUCGCAGUUGGGGAGCUGAUGUUAUCAACAUGACUACAGUGCCUGAAGUGAUUCUUGCAAAGGAAGCUGGAAUGAGUUAUGCUAGUAUUGCCAUGGCAACAGAUUAUGACUGCUGGAAGGAACAUGAAGAAGCUGUUUCAGUGGAUAAAGUUUUAAAGACGCUGAAAGGGAAUGCAAAUAAGGCUACAAGCAUACUGCUUACUGCCAUACCUCAGAUAGGCUCCAUGGAAUGGACCAGCACCCUGCACACUCUGAAAACAAUGGUGCAGUGUUCGGUCAUCCUGCCAAAGCAGUAACAACCUGGAUGAACCUUGAAGUUUCAAUGUGUUCAAGGAAGAGUGGAUCACUUUCGAGCUUUCAGAGGUCAUAAUAUCUUCAACAAUUGUUACAAGCUUAAAAGAAUGGACUAAACAUUGAUCAAUGAUCAUGUGUAAGGCUGCUGUUAAAAUCUUUGUCGGUUUGAUCACAUAUAAGAUGGUUAAAAUUAGAUUUUGAGUAUGUUUUCAACUAUAAAUAGCCCUACUGACAAACUGUAUCUGAGAGAGAAAAAAAGUCAGAAUCCUCUAUUCAGUGGUACCUUUUAACUGAUGGUAGAAAGGAAAGUCUAAGUAAUCUUGUUGCAGUUUCAUAAAAUAAGGUCUAAGAAAGCAGAUUUACAGGCUAUUUGUGUUGCUGUUUCUACCUCCAUCUUUUCCUUCAACAAGGCACAUGGUUACAAUUCACUUCAGAAACAUAACAUAAAAACUGAUCAAACAAUUUCAAAUUAAAAUUAUACUAUUUUUAUACAUUAUCCAUAUUUUUUAUUCCAGUGAUUUUUUUUUUUAAAUCAGCGUAUUAGUUUUGUGUGCUAGAAGACCUGGUUUAAUAAUUAUGGUGGUUCUGUCACAGCAGCAGUUGUGUAAUGAGUUAGUGUUGGAGACUGAAGUAAUGCCUAAACCAAAUUCGUGCCUGAAGAUGUACUUACGUGACUUACAGAACUGUACAGAAAAAGUACUUUGCUGACAGUGUCCCAAACACACCCAUUUUGUGCUUUACUGAACAGCUCCAAUUUCAGAUCCUGUAUUAAGUGAUGAAUGUGCUGGAGUGGUUUGAAUGUAUGCAUUUCAAUUUUUUAAUACAGUUUUAUUUUAAUAAAAUAACCUGCUACUUCUUGUCUAGUAAAUAAAACAAAUG